GACCUUUUUGGCUCGCUGUAAAGCGCUGCUCCGGGCAUCCUCGAGAGGGCACGGCCACGGUCUACCGGCUGGCGUCGUACGUUCGGUGGAAAGUGAAAUCAUACCCAGUCCAGCGACGGUGCCCACGACGGGAGUCUUUUCUCCAACGUGUUCAAGUGAAUUGUGACCAGGAACGGGCGGAUGGGGGCGGAAAAUGCGGUGACCGAAAAGCUGGUGGCAUACGCGGGCGUUAUUGAUAGAUUGUGGCCAAGUGUGUCGCCCCGAGGGGGUUUCCGUGGGCCGUGUUUUCCGAGUGUGCCGCCCUCGGUUGCAUCAGUGCGUGUGGAAAAUCGGUGAAAAACACCGACCAACUAAUUCUCGGCGGCUGGACAAAAGUGUAUUAAAGUUGUACGCGCCGCCAACGGAAAGAUUGAAUGGGAAAAAACCAACGAAGGUGAAAGUGAUUCGAUGUUUGCCAAUUUCUGAAGUUCGUGAAAAGUGUCCUCCGGAGCGAAGCAAAGACGCUCGAAGGCGUGAAUUUUCUUGGGAGAUAAUUUUAGAAAACAACCCAACCAGACGUUUGUUUCGCAAUCGUGCUUUCUCUCGUGCGUGAAGAUAAUUCCUCUUGCAAAACGCGGGUAAACCUAAUAAACGGAUGGCGCCGAAGGCGACCGCGUGAUAUGUUUUCGAAGGUGAGGAGAAAGAUUCAGGCGGCAGUUCGUGGAAAGUGUUUCAUUAGCUGGCUCUAAGUGCGCCAUCGUCAAGGACAUCCGGUGGACGUCUGUCGAAACGUAAUAAAAGUAUAUCAAGUCGUCAAACUCUUCCGCGAAAAAAAUGACCCAAGCAUCCGAAGCGUCGAAGACACCUCCGGCGACCGGGGUAGGGGCCGGAAGUGCGGCUACCGGACGGCCACGCAUCACCAUGCCCCCCGUCUACGUGCCACCGGCGGCGGCCGGCCAUCCACAGGCCAAAUAUUCCCCGGCCCACUACUUCCAACAGCUUCACCAUCAGCAACAGCAGCAGCAGCAACUUCUGCUCCAGAACCCGCUGUACGUUCCCGGAUCGGCGGCCAUUCCGGUGACGCCCGGUUCGCCGACCAGGAUCUCGCUCGGAGCUGACGGCACGGUCGAGGCGCCCGACUACACCGACUACUACUCGAUGUACCCGGCCAAGGCGGGCGAGUUCAUGUUCAAGCAGUUCGAGGGCUUUCGCGACUUCACGGUGAACACGGCCAAGUCGGGCCUGGGCGUCGGCGAGAAGUCCGUCUUCUGGAUGUACACCAAGAUCACCCGCUGGUCCCGGAAGUGGUUUACGCACUUCUUCCUCUUCCUCAUGCUGUUUCUCUACUCGGUGGCCGGGGCGGCAUUAUUUAUCGCGGUGGAAGGAACGCACGAGAAGCUGAUGGAAACCAACGUGAACCACGCGAAGCGAGAGCUGGCGAAAAAUUUACGCAUCUUAGCGAUGGAUCGUGAAAAGUUGGAGAAUCCGGAUCAGGACCUUUGGGAGGGGCAAGCCAUCAACCUGGUCGAGCAGUACAGUGCCGUUUUGUACCAGUCGUUCAAGGAGGGCUCGUUUGAGAGCAAGCAGACGAAGAAGACGUGGUCCUUCUGGAAUGCGGUGUUCUACUGUGGCACGAUCUACACCACUAUAGGUUACGGACACAUAUCUCCAUCUACCACGACGGGACGAGCGUUGACGAUUCUGUACGCGAUCAUUGGCAUACCGAUCUUCCUGAUCGUGUUGGCAGACUUCGGUAAGCUGUUUACACGGGGUAUAAAGUUCGUUUGGUCCUAUGUGCGUCGUCUGUACUACACUGGAUCGUUCCGGAAGGUUCGAAAAACAGCCCAGGUUCAGGAAGUGAUGAAGGGAUUAAAUGUCGUGUACGAUAUGGUGAGGCGACCGAGUGCGGACAAUGAGCUGCAGGGAGCUACGACGACGACGGCUACCACCAUCCCUCAGCCGCCAACCGCUCCGAGCCAAACGUAUCGAACGCAGGCCGAAAGCCAGCCGGGUGCAGCAACGGGAGGGGGAAUUGAGACGGUUCCGGUACCGGAAACACCUACCACGCCGAUCCCAGAGACGUUCGAGAUCGACGAUGAGUUUAACCUACCGAUCUCGCUCGCGAUCGUCAUCCUGGUCGGGUACAUGCUGUUCGGAGCAACGAUCUACUGCACCUGGGAGAACUGGAGCUUCUUCGAGGCGUUCUACUUCGUGUUCAUCUCAAUCUCGACGAUCGGCUUCGGUGACUACGUGCCACAGCAUCCGAUCUACAUGAUGUGCAGCAUCCUGUACCUGAUCUUCGGUCUCGCACUGACCUCGAUGUGCAUCAACGUGGUGCAGCUGAAGCUGAGCGAUAGUUUCCGGCAGGCCAGCGCAAAGAUCGGUGCCACCAUCGGGCUGCAGAUGGCCGAAGCGGAGAUGGCCUCCCAGCAUCACUCGCCGGUGCAGACACCGAUCGAGAUGGCCGGUGUCCACACGUCCACUCCGACCAGUGCCGCCAACGUCAGUCUCAACGGUACCGUCUUGAGCACUCCGGCCCUACCAGCCCGUCCGUCCAGCUCCGUAUCAAAACCGGAAAAGAAGGAAUGAUCGAUGUCCUGCGCGCGAACGAGGCGACGAUCGCUUCCGCGAACUCGUUCACCGUCCAUCCAGGGGUCGGAACGAUAUGCUCUGGAUGAGGUUCCCCUCGGGGCGAAGAAACUGCGCUGCACGCUUACAACCACUGAACGCACAAUCGGUUACACGUUCGGUGCCGGGACGGCUCGUGGACGGAUGUCGACGGACACGGAAACCGCUCUUUCGAUGCAUCUCUACUAGCUAGGUUUUACAAGAACUAUAUAGUUACUAAAUUAUACGCCGACUCAGUCAAAAGGUCGCUCAUGAACGUAAUGAACGGAGAAGAUUGUUAUUUAAUGCUGUAAGUUUAAGGACGAUUGGCUAGAAUGGCCAAGCCAGGCGAACACCGAACGCGGGUGUGGCUAUCCGUGGCCGUAAGGGUUGCGAAAUACUUUAUAAUGCGCUUCAAGCAAGGAGCUUCCAGCUGUGCUACUGCAAGACACAACAAAUGGUACAUCAAACAAAAAAACUGUUUCAACUGUUCAGAAUAUGUAUGAUCGAAAUAAAAGCUAAUAUAUAUUU
Anopheles coustani is the source of this 3117-nucleotide messenger RNA. RefSeq names its product potassium channel subfamily K member 18. Gene Ontology annotation, biological process: stabilization of membrane potential; potassium ion transmembrane transport. The transcript has 6 exons. NCBI's taxonomy places the organism in Eukaryota, Metazoa, Arthropoda, Insecta, Diptera, Culicidae. Gene Ontology annotation, molecular function: potassium ion leak channel activity. The record is from RefSeq and is a predicted model, not a curated record. Gene Ontology annotation, cellular component: membrane. Bases 814 to 2568 code for a protein of 584 amino acids.